AUGGCAGCCACAGCCAAUGGUGCAGCUCCCGCUGCCAAUGGAACAAAUAGCAGCUCUGAUGACUUCAAGCUGAAGUUCUGCACAGUUUGUGCCAGUAACCAGAAUCGGUAUGUUGCGAGUUUUCUCAUGCCAGUCUGUGUCCUCUCUCAUCUAACCAACCCCAGGUCCAUGGAAGCUCAUCUACGACUGUCCCAAGCAAACUACCCCGUAAUUUCUUUCGGUACGGGAUCGCUUGUGCGUCUCCCCGGACCGACUAUUACCCAACCGAAUGUAUACCAGUUCAACAAGACGUCGUAUGACAGCAUGUACAAGGAACUCGACUCCAAAGACUCAAGGCUCUACAAGAAUAACGGAAUCCUGAACAUGCUUUCAAGAAACCGCGGGGUGAAGUGGGGACCAGAGCGUUGGCAGGAUUGGGCCAUUGGCGUUCCUCGUCUCAAGCACACGGCCGACCGGGGAAGCGAGGGCAGCGAGGGUGGCGUCGUUGAUAUAGUCUUCACCUGCGAGGAGCGUUGCUGGGACGCCGUUGUAGACGAUCUCAUGAAUCGUGGCUCGCCACUGAACCGACCCGUCCACGUCAUCAAUGUGGAAAUUAAGGAUAACCAUGAGGAGGCGCACAUUGGUGGCCAGGGUAUCUUAGACCUCGCUAACUCGCUCAAUGCCGCCGCCAAGGAGGAGCGCGAAGCCGUCGGAACGGGCGCUUUUGACAUGGGCAGCGCUGCGAGCCGUGCUGCGUUUGAUGAGCGUGUGCCGGAUAUUCUUGCCGCGUGGCAGGAGAGAUGGCCAAAUCUGCCAUGUACGUGGACACUGGCCUGGUUUUAG
This is a messenger RNA of Cordyceps militaris CM01, 822 nucleotides long. RefSeq names its product protein SSU72. Gene Ontology annotation, cellular component: nucleus; mRNA cleavage and polyadenylation specificity factor complex. Gene Ontology annotation, biological process: termination of RNA polymerase II transcription. Lineage: Eukaryota; Fungi; Ascomycota; Sordariomycetes; Hypocreales; Cordycipitaceae. The transcript has a single exon. The record is from RefSeq and is a predicted model, not a curated record. The coding region runs from base 1 to 822 and encodes 273 amino acids. Gene Ontology annotation, molecular function: RNA polymerase II CTD heptapeptide repeat phosphatase activity.